Trypanosoma rangeli is the source of this 303-nucleotide messenger RNA. RefSeq lists its product as uncharacterized. The transcript has a single exon. The coding region runs from base 1 to 303 and encodes 100 amino acids. Lineage: Eukaryota; Euglenozoa; Kinetoplastea; Trypanosomatida; Trypanosomatidae. The record is from RefSeq and is a predicted model, not a curated record.
AUGGUGGUGGCAGACACCGCCGGUUGUAGUGAAGUGGACGGCGCCAGGUUGCAUGGCCCUCAUGGGAAUCGUUUGCCGCGCCGCUUAACCCGCAGGCGCAAGUCCCCCGAUGACGUUAGCGAACAUCGCGGCACUAUGAAAGAGGCGUUGCCACCGCGGCGGCAACACCCCGCGGUCACGAUCAGGACCGUUGUGAUGAUGACGCGGACGACGCUCUACGUUUGCGACACGUCGGCCCCUGCAUACUUUUUUCUUCUCUUUGCCCUCCGUUUUUUUCGUUGGCGCCUUGUAAUUUCUUUGUGA